Mesorhabditis belari is the source of this 483-nucleotide messenger RNA. NCBI's taxonomy places the organism in Eukaryota, Metazoa, Nematoda, Chromadorea, Rhabditida, Rhabditidae. The record is from the annotation of a GenBank genome assembly.
AUGCUAUACAUUUUCUUAAUUUUGAUCUUUUUCUUAAGAAUCCCUGGUAACUUUGGGAAUCAUUGGGGUGGACCAAUUGGGACAAAUACUGGAGACGAACGCUUUUGUCCAAUUAUUGCUGGCAACAUCAAAAAUCUUUUGCAAGGUGGCGGUGAUUUGAGUCAUUCACAUAUUCUCAAGCGCAUCAUCGGUCGUGUAUGUCAAGAAAAUGCAUGUGCUGAAAUGUAUCGUCAUUGGGAGAAUAACAUUGAAUGUUUAAUCAAUGUUCUCUUUGGCACGAUGAGUGUCGACGAGGCCUGUAGAGGAGCUGGAACUCAUGCACUUCCCAUUCUUCAAGAAGCUUGGAAACAACCGAUCCCCAAUGAGCUGCGAGAGCGACAAAACGAGGCCCGGCUCCAACACAUCGCGAUCCUCGAACGGGAACUCAAUAUUUCUUCGGCUCAUUCACAAGCGGGAAAUCGAAGUGUCGCACCGGGAGUCAAG